GAUUGUGUUAGUUGAUUCAGUUUCAAGACUCUCAAUAUUGUACAAUGAACAAUCAGCUAAUUGUAAGACAAUUUACUGGUUCCAUGUUAAUUUUAAUCUUCGCAACUCAAUUGAUUAUAAUUAAUCCAGUUAAUUGUGAUGGUAAGAAAAAUAAAUUUCGUGGUAAUCGUCCCAAAGGAAAUUGUCACCUAAAGGAGAUCCAUGAAUGUAUUGAAAAGAUUGACCAUUAUUCAAAUGACCCUGAGGCCUACAAAUUGAUUACAAGUGAUUCUGGAAUUGAUCAGAUUUGCUCAAACUCUCAAGAUGUCAUCUACUGUUUCAAAGAUCACAUGGAAAAGUGUGCAACUCCAAUUCAAAAUGAACUUUUCGAUUUCGUUAUUGAACAUUUUGGUAAACAAAUCGACCGAUUCUGUAAACCUGGACAAUUAAGACAAGAUUUUCUUGCCCAUUCACCUUGUAUUGCUGAUUCAGUUUUAUCUAAAUCAGAUUAUAAGGAGAAAUGUAAUCAACCUUAUUUAGCUUCGAUUGAUACAAUUAACAAAUCAACCCAAUUUGAUGAUCGACUUGAUCUUACCUGUUGUUCAUACCGACGUUGGAUUAACUGCCUUUUAGAAAUGACCUCAAAUUCAUGUAAAGACUCAGGUAAACAAGCGAUGAACAAUUUUCUGGAUAAAUCAUUUGCUGGAUUAAGCAGCUUAAUCUGUUCACAGGAUCAAUUUGAUCCAACCUCUGAUAGAUGUAAAUCCCUUUAUCCAACCGGUGGAGCUUCAAUUGAUCCUAAUCAAGCUCAUAAUCCAUUAACCAAAUACAUAACAACCUAUUUCCGUUUCCUUUUAACCAAAUAAUCAACUUGUAUUAAUCAAACAAUUAACCAAGUAAAGUGAAUCAUCAAAAAUUGAAUGAUAUAUAAA
Molecule: messenger RNA, 911 nt
Organism: Panonychus citri (citrus red mite)
Lineage: Eukaryota; Metazoa; Arthropoda; Arachnida; Trombidiformes; Tetranychidae
Exons: 4
Coding region: 45-845 (266 amino acids)
Source: RefSeq, a predicted model, not a curated record